GAAAAGGGUUAAUAUAUAUUUUUUAUACUGAAAUAUAUCAUAACUUUUGAUAAAAUUAGAAAGCUUCGUAGUUUGAUAAUGUACUGAAUUUAUCGAUAUGUUGUAUCUAGACGUGGUAUUUCCGCGGAGCAUUAUUCUAACCUAAUCAUGUGUGCAUGACUGUGCAUGACUUCUACGCCGAGUCGUCUGAUGAAAUAAUCGUGUUUUAAUUUGAUAUUUGAGAAAUAAAAACUUGAUAUUUUUGAAAACAUGUUUAAUUAUACUUAUUUGUAGCUUUUCGGCAAGGGACACAGGCGACUUAGAGGUCUGUAUCCACAGUUCAUUCUUAUAAUGAAAUUAUGCUUUAAAUAUAGAUUUUAGACAAUAUUCCUUAUAUUAAUUAAUAUAAAUGUUUUAAGAUUAUAUAAUAUAGUAAUAAAUUAUAUAGGACACGCGUGCUAUAUCAUUAUAAGAAUCGAAUACGAAUACUGUCGUCUUGCAUUGCUUUCUCUCUUGCUAAAAAAUCACAAUUAUAUAUAUAUAUAAAUAUUGGUUAAUAUUUAUUACAGAUGUCGGAGAACACAGAGCCAGUAUCAGCUUUCUCCAUAUACAAACGUAAAAGCACAGAGCAGCCAUUAAGUCCUAAAAAGAGAAAAAGUAAUCAUUCGCGAGAGAACAAAGCCACCGGUCAGAAAAUUGUUGCGGAGAACGCUGUUAAGGACAUACCAAAAAAGCGACAGAGUAAACAGAAGUGCACUUUGAACGUCACUGUAAAGAACAAAGACGGUGUUGUCACCAAGGCUGGUAACUUAAGAGUCUUCAAGAACAACUUCUUACCUACUGUAAAGAAGGCACAGUUUGUACAGAGAGAAUAUAAAGUCGAUGAGACGCAACAGUUGAAAGAAACGGUUGAGACAGACAGCGUUCAAAGGGUACAUAAAAAAUCAAAAUUAAAAAAGAAGAAAGUGAAAUCGAAGGUAGAAAAGGAAGAGGACAAGAUGAAUUCUGACAACGGAGAAGCCAAAGAAUCACCAACGGAGAACUAUGAGACACAGGGUAAUGACAGUUUGAAUCAUUACAAGGAUAUAGAGUGCGACGAUCCUGAGAACCUUGGCAAUCCCAUCGAGAGCAGCCGAAAGUUGUUCGAGUGGCUGAUCAGUCCCCUAAAAGUGGAAGACUUCUUUGCAGACAAUUGGGAGAGUACACCAGUGCACAUACAGAGGAAGGACCCCAAUUACUACGAGCACCUUAUGUCGACGCCGUUACUGGACCAAGUGCUGCGAGAGCACGAUGUAUUCUUCAACAAGAACAUCGAUGUCACUUCGUACAUCGACGGCGAGAGAGAGACACACAACCCCCCCGGCCGUGCUCUUCCGAGUGUCAUUUGGGAUUAUUACCGAAAUAAGUGUUCCGUGAGGAUGUUGAAUCCUCAGACAUUCAUACCUCAGUUGCACGCGUUAAACGCAUAGUGCGAUGGACAACCGUCUAACUGUAUCCAGC
This is a messenger RNA of Ooceraea biroi (clonal raider ant), 1479 nucleotides long. It is a transcript of the gene NO66, whose product is annotated as Bifunctional lysine-specific demethylase and histidyl-hydroxylase NO66. NCBI's taxonomy places the organism in Eukaryota, Metazoa, Arthropoda, Insecta, Hymenoptera, Formicidae. Gene Ontology annotation, cellular component: nucleolus. The record is from RefSeq and is a predicted model, not a curated record. Gene Ontology annotation, molecular function: histone H3K36 demethylase activity; histone H3K4 demethylase activity.